Molecule: messenger RNA, 1829 nt
Organism: Bradysia coprophila
Lineage: Eukaryota; Metazoa; Arthropoda; Insecta; Diptera; Sciaridae
Source: RefSeq, a predicted model, not a curated record
UGUCUUGUUAUUGCCAGUUGGUUCUCUACAUAGCUAUACGACAAAUUCAAGUAAAAUGGUGUCAACAUAUUAUUUUCCAUAAAAACAGUCUUCAACCAUUUGUAAAGUUUUGAAUGGAAAAAUCGUCAACUUUUGUUCAGCUGAAUAUUGUGAUAAGCUGUGACAAUUGUCGAAAAGUGGAGUAAAUACUUGAAAGUGAUGUGCUAAUUUUCGUUUGCAUUUUUUUGUAUUAUUUUUUGCACAUUGUUAAACUACGAAGACAAGGCAAAAGUUGUUUUGCGACUAUAUGUUUUGUAUGAAAUGGCUUGUUAACGAGUCUUUUUAAACGUAUAUCCUUUAUUCGUAUUGAUGAACAAAGAAAAGUGCAACAAAAGUGGCACGCAUUUGGAAAUUCACAUUUAAAAAGAAAUUUAUACCACCGGGAAAAAUUCUCUCAAAAUUGAAACGAAUGGCUCCAUUCAAGCUAAAGUUUCGAAUGGGCGGAUCCAGGAGUACAUCACAAGAGACAGAAGCCGAACCACCGACCCUGUUACUAAGCAAUUCGGUGGGCGCUUCUUUGGGUGCCAGCAAUACAACCAUCGAUUCAGAAUACAAUAGUUUGGGAUCGAUUGUUAGCAGCGAUCAAAGAACGCUUUUGCCCAAUCACAAUGGUGGGGGUGAUAGUGUAAAAGGCUAUACAAAUCCCACACUCUCCCAGACUUCUACUGAAACUAGUAAUACAAUACCACAAAGCCCGCCACCCUCUUACGAACAUGUUUUGGAAGAGGUAAACAUAGAAAAUAAAACAAAUCGAUUAGCCAAUCUCGACAAAGACAACAAUCCAGCUAGUUGCACAGCAAUAUUGAAUGGGGCCGUUGUUGGUGGUGGCGGUGUUUGCUUUGCGAACUUAACCGAUUGUAGUUCGCAAAUCAAUUUAAAUGAAAAUUCAUCAACCAGCACUAAAGCAGAAGGUGACAUAAUCGAAUCACCGGUCUAUUCAUUUUCUACAAUGACUACCCCAUCUCAUGAAAAUUUACUGCUUGGAAAUGUUGGUUCGUGUGAUCCAUUGUUUGGUGUCCGAUGUGAUGAACAAAUUGAUUUGGAUGAACGAGCAGAGACAAACGAGUGUGUUAAUGACGAGGAUGUGGAACAAUGCUCGUUGUCAUCGGAUAUGAAUAAUGAGUCGAUGGAGGAAUGGGAUUCACAUGACAAUCAAUAUCAAGAGCUACAUUCACCUGACACCAUCAUCAAUAAUAAGUCCACAAAGGCAAUCUACAAGGCCGUUGCUAAGCAAUGGGGAAUAACUUGCAAAAUGUCAGAACAAUGCAGAUGUAUGGAAUGCCAGAGCAAUUAUUUCGAUUGUGAGUUCGAUGAUAAUGAAAAUCAUAAAACCGAUGGAGGCCUAGGCGCUGGUACACCAAUGUUUAUUAGCGAGGUUAUGCAUGGCAGUGCGUGUGUAAUUUUAUAAACUUUAAAUUUUGAUCUGAUUCUAUUACAUUGUUAUAUAUGGUACUAAGAAAGCCAUUUUUCCUAAAACAAAUAAAAAUUAAAUUACAAAUUUUGCACAAAUUAUCAUUAUGUAAAUGUUCAGCACCUAAAUGAUAAAACUGAAUUAAAUGAAAAAAACAAAAACUUAGAUUACAAUUCAUAACGGGGUACUAAUUUAGAUGUUCAAUGUGUACAUAAAAGUAGUUAACAAUCACCCGAAACGGUGAAUGAAUGUCCCAAUUCAAAAAGUUUAUAAACUGGAAUAAAAUCGAAUGAAUGUUAUAUUUUUAUAUCACACCAGGAAGGAUGGAGAACUGAAAAAAUAAGAAAAAUGAAUUCAAAAUUUAUGCUAAGAGAGGUAA